GUGCACUUGUUUUCCCUCUGGAUAUAUGACGAGUCAGUACGCGCAAGCUAAACACUGCCAGCUGUUCCAAACUGAUCUUGAAGAUCUUCUUCUGUUGCCCACACGCGUCAUUUUAUGCGGCAACGAUGCCAGUCAAGACAGGGAUGCUGGGGGAGUAGAUUCACGCAUUGUCCUUCCAACCCUAGGUGGUGCCCUUAGUAGCCUUCUAACAGCAAUUCACGUCCGUGCGUCGAUCGAAAAUGCCGUUGUGCGAGUGUUCAUUCCUAAGAGUAAACAGGAGGCCCUACUGUUAGACAACCCGUACGUGCAGCUGCAGCAACAGCAGGCAAUAGUCCAGGAAGAAGACAAGAAAGAGGUGGUCAAUGCGGGAUUGGAAUCGGGUACAUCCGUUCACACACGGCGCCCAUCACCAAAAAAAAUGUUGCAUCGUGUGGGUCGAGUGGUCGCACUGUUGUCGAAACCGAAAAGCACGAACCAGGGUAGCCAUAGCGGGAGCACGCCUUCUGGAGAGGAGCUGUUGUCAUCUUGGAUGUUGGCAGUCCAUCUCGGUGAAAAAAUUGAGCUUUUUGCUAUUAAAUGCGUCUCUAAUGAAGUACUUUCCGAGCCUGAGCAUCUUGUGUAUCUUCACUCCACUUUAGGCAAGCACCCAAUGUCACGUGCCGCAUUGAAGCAGGCCCCAACGAAUGCGACGGACAACUUCAUCUUGACAGGUGAGCGUGCCGAGGUAGUUAAGAAGAAUUUGAAGGAUUUACGUGCUGUUUUCGAGGCCGUGCGUCUACACGAGAAGAAAAUGAGUGGUGAUAAAAGCGCCGAGCCACUGCAACCGCUUUUAUCUCACAUAGGGGUGGAUGCUGGUGUGAGCAAUGUAUCGCACAACGUCGCGGGCGUCCCCCUAUUCAAGCGAGCCCGUACAGAUGGCGUAUCAGAGAUCCAAACAGAGUCGGGUAAAAGGCAUGGAAAUCAGGAUGUCAUUCCCCAGACGUAUGAAGAGGCGGAAGUGGAGCAGACACAGUAUUUCGGCGAACAGGAAUAUUCGAAAGCUGUUCGAUUUUCUCGUUUAAGUCGCGAAAACGAGACUCUUACGCAGCAAGUUGAUCAGCUACGACAGGUGCUUCAGAGCCGGGAUGAAAGCCUGGCCCUGCUGCAUAAGCAGCUGCGGCAAGCUGAGGAGCAGCAUAAAAGCGAGCUUUCACAGUGGCGCCUCAAAGAAUUAGAUGAGAGAAAGUCUCAUGAGCGGAUAGUGUUAGAGCAACAUACAAAGUUGAAGGAUAACGAAACCCUCCUGCAGAAGGCUGACCAGAAGCUGCGCGAGUUGGCAAAGAUGACCGUAAAAUACAAAAGUAUAUUCGACGAGGUCAUGCGGCGCAUGGACUUAAAGGGUAAGAGCCCAGAAGAGGUUCUCAUCAUACUAAAGGAUGAUAAGUGCUCAACGCCUUUUUAG
This is a messenger RNA of Phytomonas sp. EM1, 1441 nucleotides long. Lineage: Eukaryota; Euglenozoa; Kinetoplastea; Trypanosomatida; Trypanosomatidae. The record is from the annotation of a GenBank genome assembly.